AAUCAAACACAUGAUAAGAAUUGGACAACUGGACAGCCCAUACGACACAAAAAACGGGUCGGGUCGAUCCGAAAAGCAUCCAACCGUUCAUUCCAUUUCGCACCGAAUCACCAUCACCAUCAUCAUCAUCUACCCCCUUCUCGUUUCGCUGCGAUUCUACAAAUUCCGGCGACCGGAGCAUUCUCUCCUCGGUUUCCUAACCAUUUCUACAAUUCAUUCAUCCUCUCCCUUCCUAGGGUUUCUAUGAUACCAUGACAUUUUCCGACGACGAAGACGAAAAUCUAGCUCAGUUUCUGGAAUCAGAAAUCCUCUCCGAGGUAUCUGACAAGGAAGAGGAGGAUGUGGAGGAACCAAAAGCUAAGAGAAAAUGCAUAGAAGAGGCUGAGAGUAUUAAGGAGGGUACCAAACAGUGUUCUGGUUCAUCAUCUGUGCCUAAGAACUAUGGUGUCAAUAAUGCUCUACUGAGAAGGAUUGAGACUGGUUCUUUCAGCAAAGUCCCGCCAGAACUUUUCCAUCACAUCCUCAAAUUUCUGUCAUCUGAGGACCUUAUUUCUUGUACCUUAGUCUGUAAGUUUCUAAGUUAUGCUGCAUCUGAUGAAGCAUUGUGGCGUCGCCUGUAUUGUAUGCGGUGGGGCCUUCUUCCCCCCACAAGGAAGAUAAGGGACUGCCCAUGGAAAAAGCUAUACAUUCAGCGUGAUGAAAAGGACAUGGAUGAACUUGUCAGUAGCUGCCAAAAUGAGUUUAAGGAGUACUAUAUUCAAAUGCAAACAGCUAAGAGAAGUCAAGCACCCCAUCCUUCACAGUUGAAGGAUGAUAGCAUAAUUCUUGACAAAACAUUAGCUGAUCAAGUCUCAUCAUGGAAAAGCAGCAGGGGCCUCGGUGAUACAGUGGUGACUGACCAUGCUUGUUCUGGGAAGGCAUGCACAUACUACAAAAUUGGAGAUGUAUUUAUUUGUGAGAAGACCGGACAAGUUCAUGUUUGUGAUGAAACAUGUAAAGAAGUAGUUAUGGAUCCCGCCGAGGAGAUUUUGGUCUGUACAAUAUCAGGGCACUGUUUUGAUGGAUUAUUAUCAGCAUCUGAAAUGGAGCCCGAUUUUGAGCAGCAGCAAGGUGUUGCAGCAGAUGAGGAAGAACCAUUUAUGGGAUCAGGCCGUUUCGCACGAGCUUAUUUGCUGGGAUACAAUUGUGCUGAUGAAAAGGAGCUUGAAGAUACUUUGAGGUAUUGCUGAACCCCAUUUAGCUCUUCUGGAGUGGAUGAUCUCAUGUCUCAUCCAUCACUUACCUACUGAAUAUGGGAUGUGCUUUUCAGUUUCUCUUGGCAUAAUGAUAUCUGCUCAGUCUUACUCUUACUGUAAACCUUUGGUUUUUGUACUAUUAGUCGAAUGCUUUAUGCUAGUAGUCGUACUUUAAUACAUAGUUGAAUCCAUUAGAAUAA
Molecule: messenger RNA, 1435 nt
Organism: Vicia villosa (hairy vetch)
Lineage: Eukaryota; Viridiplantae; Streptophyta; Magnoliopsida; Fabales; Fabaceae
Product: F-box protein SKIP31
Exons: 9
Coding region: 252-1229 (325 amino acids)
Molecular function (GO): protein binding
Source: RefSeq, a predicted model, not a curated record